AUGGAGGAUUUGAGUUCGAGUUCUUACAAUACUGAGAAGGAAGAUUUAGUUAUUCCUGAUCAGGAUAAGUCUAUUACUGUUCAAGAUUUAACUUACAAAAACGAAAGGCUUCAGGAAAUGAACAGUCAACUUCAAUCUUCAUUAGAAACGGUCAAAAAUCAGCUCAAAGAAGCAUUAACAUAUAAGAAUUCGAUAUCAUCGAUGGGACAACAAAUUCAAUCACUCCAAGAAAAAGUAACAGAAACAACAGAGCAAAAUAAGAAAUUAACAAAGCAAUUACAAUUAUUAUCUAACCAAAAGGAAGAGAAUGAAAAAGCAUUAAAAGAAGAGAUUACAAAGGCUAAGAAUCAAUACAACGAAGCAGUUUCUAGCAAUCAAAAACUCAACGAUAAGAAUCUUCGCCUUAGAAAAGAAAGGGAUGAUAUUGUUGCAGAGCUCGGUAAAAAGCAAGAAUUGGCAGAAGCAGUCGGAAUCGAAUUGCAAAAGCUUAUGAAAAAGAAGAAACGAAUUUGUGAUAAAUUAUCAGCAGCAAACACAGCAAAUCAACAACUUAAAGUUUCGAUUACAGAUAAUGAACGUAGAAUACAAAACAUAUCAGCUGAAAAUAAGCUUCUAAAGCAGGAAAUCGACGAUCUUAAGUUACAAGUCGGUACCCAACAAGCUAUUCAAGGCGGUAAUUCUAAUGCUAUUGGACGUCUUAAUGAUGAUCUUAAAGUUAAAAUGGAGAGUAUUUCAGUUCUUGAAGAUACAAUCAAAUCUCAACUUUCUGAAAUCGAGCAAUUAACAGAACAGCGUGAUACUCUUGUUCAGCUCCUUCAGAAAUCACAUUGUGUUUUAUGCAAGACAGAAACAACAACUUUUUCAAUGAAAUCGGAACUUGAUUCUUUGAAAGCAAGACAACAACAGGUUCAAUCGAAGAAUUUCAAGAUGUUCCCAGAGCCAUCAUUCUCUCUUUCCGGCUUAAAUAUUCCAUUUGAAGGAGCUCUUGGAAAUGAAACUCAAAAAAUUGUUAAAUAUGAGCAUUAUCAGCCACAACAACGCAUCCAACUCAUAUUAAAUGAAUCACAAAAGAGAAUUGCUCAAUUAGAAUCAACAGUUUCAGAAUUACAAGAAGAAAAGGCGAAAUUUGAAACAAUUUCAACAGAAUCAGAGAAGAAAGCAGAGAUGAAUCUAGAAUUCCUUAAUGCAAUCAUCAAAGAACUCAAGAACCUUGCAUCAAAUGAAACACAACUCUCAAGAACAUCAGGAAUCAAAGAAGACAGAAGUUUCAUUUCUUUUGUUGCCCAAAAAUGUUCUGAAGUUGAUCCUCUCAUCAAAGAGAUUGCAGCAAGUAACUCUAAAUACAUUCCUUCAUACUUCUUCUUCGCUGAUGACCAAGAACAAAGAAUUGCAACCCUUCAAAGACUUUUGAGUCCAAAUGAAGAAACAAUGUCACUUUUCAUGACACAAUUCUUGUUAAAUAUCCAACUUAGAAGGCAAUUAAACAAAGCAACAAUUGCUGCAGAACAAGCACAUGAAUUCCAGCCAAUCAUUGAAUCCCUUGGUGUCCAGAAAGCUGAUGAAAUUCCAUUGUUAAUUGAUGACUACAAAGAACAGAUUGAAAAACUUUCUACAGCAAGAACACAACUCAGAAAGAGUCUAAAACAGUCUCAAGCAGCUUUAUUGCAACAGAACAAAGCAGACAACACAUGCCAAGUUGCAUUAGAAAAGCUGCAAUUGCAAGUUGACACACUUUCAAAUGAAAGAGAAAUUUUGGAAGUGAAAGUCAAUGUCAUGGAAAACGACAUCAGAGCUAAAGACACAGAAAUCAAGUCCCUCAAUAAACAGUUAACCGAUGCAUUGGCAAGAUGCAAUGGCGAAAAAGAAACAGAACUCGAAAUGGACAUCCAAAACAAACAGAACCAAAUCAAAUCAUUGAAUGAACAAAUUUCGCAAUUACAGAAUCAACUUGAAGGAGCAGCAGCUAUCCAACAAAGAGCAUUAAAGAAGCAAGAGAAUGCUCAUAGAAAGAUGCUCGAAGAACUCAGUCUCCAGCUCACACAAGUUGCUGAAGAAAACGAAAGAAAAUUCCAGAAAUCGAAGAAAAUCAUAAAAGCUUUGAAAACAAAUCAUCAGCUGGAAAUGGAGAAAUGCAAGUCGAAUUACGAAGCUUCUAAGGCAAUGCUGGAACAAUCAAAUGCACAGCUUGCAAAUAAAGCUAAAGAAGCAACAGAAAACACUCAAAAACUAAUCCAAAACUUGGCAGAUUCCGAAAAGGAAAUUCAAAAAUUGUCAAGUGAAAAUGCGAAAUUAUGUGCGACACAGAAAGCUCUUGAAGUCCAAUUAGCAGCAGCAAAGGAUAAAGCUGUAAAAGAGAAACAGAACUCGCAGAACCAGAUAGCUGCACAAGCUUUGGUCAUUGAAUCAAAGAUUCAAGAGAGAGCAAACCAAAUUAAACAGGAAUUCAAUGAGCAGAAGAAAAAUUUGGUAGAUUCUGUAUUGCGGACUAUUGGACAAGUGUAUAGUAUUAAUCAUAAUGUGUUUGAUGAACAGAAUUUGGAUCAAUUGUUGAUUCAAGCUCAAAAGGAUCUUGAAAAAUUCAAAAUGUUCCAAUCAUCGACUCCCACUUGCUGUUUAACAGAUCAUUAA
Molecule: messenger RNA, 2628 nt
Organism: Trichomonas vaginalis G3
Lineage: Eukaryota; Parabasalia; Trichomonadida; Trichomonadidae
Product: biological adhesion protein
Exons: 1
Coding region: 1-2628 (875 amino acids)
Source: RefSeq, a predicted model, not a curated record